Sclerotinia sclerotiorum 1980 UF-70 is the source of this 1104-nucleotide messenger RNA. RefSeq lists its product as hypothetical. Gene Ontology annotation, molecular function: heme binding; iron ion binding; oxidoreductase activity, acting on paired donors, with incorporation or reduction of molecular oxygen. The record is from RefSeq and is a predicted model, not a curated record. The transcript has 3 exons. The coding region runs from base 1 to 1104 and encodes 367 amino acids. NCBI's taxonomy places the organism in Eukaryota, Fungi, Ascomycota, Leotiomycetes, Helotiales, Sclerotiniaceae.
AUGCGUAGAGUAUUGGCCAAUGCUUUCAGUACUUCUGUUUUGAAGGGUCAAGCCGAUGUCAUUAACAAGUACUUGGACAUGUUUGUUAGCCAGAUCAAGAAGUUCGAUAACCCAGAUGGUAUUCGGGUGGAAGAAUGGUUCAACUGGUUGACCUUCGAUAUUAUCGGAGACUUGACCUUCCAUGAAUCUUUUGGUGCAGUCGAAAACGCCCGGACGCAUUUUUGGAUUCAUUUGAUCAUCAACGGCAACUUUAUUCGCAGUCUCUACCCAAUUUUUCAGAAGAUUCCUAUUAGUAGACUGUUCAUGAAAUGGAUUAUUCCAAACAUGGACGAUAUCCGCCAGCAAAGACGAGAACACAUCGCCCAUACCAAUUCUAAAGCCAUGAAACGAGCCAAGCGUACUGAUAUCGUCCAAAAAGAUUUCUUCAGCUUCUUGCUUGAAAAAGAGGGAGCCGAUACCUCGGAAAUGUUUUUGACCGCACAAGCACACACUCUCAUUAUUGCUGGAUCCGAAACCACAGCUGUCACCCUGACGGCCAUGAUUUCUUUCCUGCUCCGUUACCCCGACAAAAUGAAGAUUCUCACUGAUGAAGUGCGCGGGGCUUUUACCGAUAGAUCUCAAAUUAAUCAUGAGAAUACCUUACCUCUCGAAUAUCUCUUCGCCGUUAUUGAAGAAACGCUACGUAUUCUUCCUCCAGUACCAUUUGGCCUUCCUCGCACGUGUCCGGGAGCAGUUAUCGAUGGCCAUGUCGUUCCCGAAGGAACCAUCGUUUCCGUCUCUCCAUAUACCGCAUCCCACGAUGUAAAAUACUGGCAUGAUCCCGAAGGCUGGCAUCCCGAGCGAUGGUUAUCCCCUGAUCACCCUCUACACAAUCCUGUAUUUGAUCAAGAUAACAAAGAGGCAAGUAGGCCAUUUAGCACCGGUCCUCGAGUUUGUUUGGGUGUCAACUUAGCAUAUAUUGAGUUAAGAAUGACGCUUGCGAGAUUGUUAUUUGAAUUCGAUAUGAAGCUGAUGAGCAAACCUGUUGAUUGGAACACUGAACUGGAAUUCUUCCAAUUUUGGAAAAAGGUCGAGACUAGAGUCAAGUUUACCAGUCUUUACUGA